This is a messenger RNA of Lactuca virosa, 1861 nucleotides long. NCBI's taxonomy places the organism in Eukaryota, Viridiplantae, Streptophyta, Magnoliopsida, Asterales, Asteraceae. The record is from the annotation of a GenBank genome assembly.
CUCAUCACAUUCACAUACCUCCUUCUCUCUCGCAAGAACACACACACACACACACACACAGAUCGAUGGAUUUCCUUAUGGUGUUUCUCAGGUUAGCAGACUGGGCUGUAUACCAGCUGCUAGCUAACUCAUGUUACAGAGCCGCAAUGAAAGUUAAAAACCAUGGCUUUUUCUUAUUAAGAAACCACCCACCUCAAAAAUCACCACACCACCAGUUUCCAUUGUUCCCUAGCUUCACAUCAUGUUGCUUUAAAAAAGAUCAACAACAAACCGUAGUCUGUGACAUUCAAAAUACCAUACUCUUAAACUCAAAGUCUUUCUUUCCAUACUUCAUGUUGGUUGCUUUUGAAGGUGGUAGCAUACUCAGGGCAUUCAUCUUGUUGUUAUCCUAUCCUUUGUUAUUUGUUCUAGAUCAUGAGCUAGGUCUAAGGCUAAUGAUAUUCAUCACCUUUUGUGGGCUUAAGUUGAAGGACAUGGAGAACGCAGGGAGGGCAGUUUUGCCCAAGUUUUACCUUGAGAACUUGAACCUGCAAGUUCAUCAGUUCUUUGUGUCAGCGAGAAGGUUUGAAAGUAGGGUAGUGAUCUUUACGAGGGUGCCAAGAGUGAUGGUUGAAGGAUUUUGUAAAGAAUACUUGAGUGUUGAUGAUGUGAGGGGGACCGAGUUGCAUAGUAUUGGGAAAUAUUUUAGUGGUUUUGUGUCAAGUUCGGGUGUACUUGUAAAGCAUAAAGCAGUGAAAGAAUUGUUUCAAAAUGAGAAAAAACCGGAUAUUGGUAUUGGAAGUAGUGGUCUUCAUGAUCAACUCUUUAUCUCCCAAUGCAAGGAAGCUUAUGUGGUGACAAAAGAAGAUGGAAAGAGGAGUGCAAGAACAAUUAUGCCAAGAGAAAAGUACCCGAAGCAUUUAGUCUUCCAUGAUGGAAGGCUAGCCUUCUUCCCAACACCAUUAGCGACCUUAUGUAUGUUUCUAUGGUUUCCUCUUGGCAUUCUGCUUGCAAUUGUCAGGCUUUGUGCAGGCAUCUACUUGCCUUACCACAUCGCACGCAUCAUAGGGGGUUCAACAGGCGUAAAUAUAAAGAUUGAAGGUUGUGAUUACUCAUGGGAGAAGAAAAACAAACGAAACGGUGUUCUCUUUGUUUGCACACAUCGAACCCUUUUGGACCCUGUCUUCUUAACAAUGACCAUCGGAAAGCCGUUGACAGCUGUUACUUACAGCCUAAGCAAGAUGUCGGAGAUGAUUUCACCGAUAAAAACUGUUAGGUUAACAAGAGACAGAAAGAUAGACGGAGAAACCAUGCACAAGCUACUGAGCGAAGGUGAUUUGGUUGUUUGCCCUGAAGGGACAACUUGUAGGGAGCCUUAUUUGUUGAGGUUCAGCUCAUUGUUCGCAGAGUUAACCGAUGAGAUUGUGCCAGUUGCGAUGAACACACAUGUGACCAUGUUCUAUGGGACAACGGCUAGUGGGCUCAAGUGUUUGGACCCUAUUUUCUUUCUGAUGAACCCUAGACCAACGUACCAUGUUCAAGUGCUUGGAAAAUUGGCUAAGGAGCUUACAUGUGGCGCUGGAGGUAAGUCUAGCCAUGAAGUGGCUAACUAUAUUCAGAAAAAACUUGCAGGUGCUUUGGGGUUUGAAUGUACAAAUCUUACUAGAAGAGAUAAGUAUUUGAUGUUGGCUGGAAAUCAAGGGAUCGUUGAGGAUCAUAAUAGUAAAAGUACAAAAUGCCCAUCUAGUUAAUUAGUAUCUUAGUAUUUUCAAGAUCAGUCUUUUGGUGUUCCCAUUAAUUAUUAUUUUGAAUAUAUUUAUUUGAAACACUGUUUUUAUGUUCAACCUCUCAUGUAUUAUAAAAUUUUUUCUUUUUAUUUUCC